AUGGCGGCGUCCCCCACCAACUCGCGCUCCGUGACGGAGACGGUGAACGGCUCCCACCGGUUCGUGCUCCAGGGCUACUCGCUCGCGAAGGGCAUGGGCGUGGGCAAGCACAUUGCCAGCGAGACCUUCACCGUGGGCGGCUACCAGUGGGCGGUCUACUUCUACCCCGAUGGGAAGAACCCCGAGGACAACUCCGUCUACGUCUCCGUCUUCAUCGCCCUCGCCUCCGAUGGCACCGACGUCCGCGCCCUCUUCGAGCUCACGCUCCUUGACCAGAGCGGCAAGGGCAAGCACAAGGUCCACUCCCACUUCGACCGCUCCCUGGAGUCCGGGCCGUACACCCUCAAGUACCGCGGAUCCAUGUGGUAA
Molecule: messenger RNA, 369 nt
Organism: Sorghum bicolor (sorghum)
Lineage: Eukaryota; Viridiplantae; Streptophyta; Magnoliopsida; Poales; Poaceae
Product: BTB/POZ and MATH domain-containing protein 5
Exons: 1
Coding region: 1-369 (122 amino acids)
Biological process (GO): protein ubiquitination
Molecular function (GO): protein binding
Source: RefSeq, a predicted model, not a curated record